Medioppia subpectinata is the source of this 512-nucleotide messenger RNA. Lineage: Eukaryota; Metazoa; Arthropoda; Arachnida; Sarcoptiformes; Oppiidae. The record is from the annotation of a GenBank genome assembly.
AAUCACCUCAAAUGCAGCCAUUGGUGGCCAAUGCGGGCGUUAUAAAUGGAGGUCGAUUUGAUUUCGACGACGGCGGCACUUAUUGUGGCGGAUGGCACGACGGCAAAGCUCAUGGACACGGCAUCUGUACCGGACCUAAAGGACAGGGAGAAUAUUCUGGGUCGUGGCACUAUGGCUUCGAAGUGAGUGGUGUCUAUAAGUGGCCAUCCGGUGCAACCUUUGAGGGCCAGUGGCAAAACGGCAAACGACACGGCAUUGGUGUAGAAUAUAGAGGCAAAUGGGUCUACAAAGGAGAGUGGACUCAAGGCUUUAAAGGACGAUAUGGUGUGAGAGCCAGUCUCUUAUCUACAGCCAGAUAUGAGGGCACGUGGGCUAAUGGUCUUCAAGAUGGUUAUGGAUCCGAAACAUAUGCUGAUGGGGGCACUUAUCAGGGUCAAUGGUUGAGAGGAAUGAGACACGGAUAUGGAGUGCGAUCGUCGGCGCCUUACGGUCACUGCAAUAUCACAAAAGCG